AUGUUUAAAUCUAGUAAAUAUCCGGACAUUGAAAUUCCCAGUGUAGGAGUUUAUCAAUAUGUAAUCAGUAAUCCAAAUAAUGUUUCAGACAAUAAAGCCAUAUUUAUUGAUGGGAUUACCGACGAAAGGGUCACUUUUGGUGAACUAAAGAGAGAUUCGAAAAGGUUCGCGGCCGGAUUACAAGAUAUAAUUGGAUUUAAACGUCAUGAUGUGUUGGGAAUCUUCUCUCCUAAUCAAAUUAAUUGUCCCAUAGUUGUUUUUGGAACGUUAGCAGCCGGUGGCACCGUAACAGCAGCCAAUCCAAAGUAUACGGCACGCGAAUUCGCAUCUCAGUUGAUCGAUUCAGGUGCUUCCGUUAUAAUUGUGCAUCCUAAAUUUCUUGACACCGCUAUUAAAGCUGCCAAAGAUGCUAGAAUUCCUGAAUCAAGGAUUUUUUUAUUUGGCAAUAGAGAAGUUCGCGGAUUUCAAUCUUAUAAUUCACUUAUUGGUGAUCGUGAAGCAGAACCUGUUUCAUAUUCGCCGGAUGAAGCUAGGAACACAACUGCAUUUCUGUGCUAUAGCUCUGGAACCACUGGCAAACAAAAAGGCGUUGAAAUUACACAUACCAAUAUUAUAGCUAAUAUGGCACAGAUUUUAUCUUCAGGUUAUUUCAAAACUAGUAAUAUCUUCACAGGAGCAUUGCCAUUUUUCCAUAUCUACGGAUUGACUUUUGUCAUUCUUCUAGUUCCACGUUCGGGUGCUUCCGCGAUCGUCCUUCCUGAAUUCAAUUUGGCGACAUUUUGUCGUUGCAUUCAAAAAUAUAAAGUCAACUUUGUUUACACAGUUCCACCGAUCAUACUUGCAUUAGUUAGAUUCCCCUCGGUUGAAAGUUUGUCAAGUGUGGAGAUAAUAUUUUCUGGUGCAGCUCCCUUAAGUGACGGAUUAAUCGAUGAUUUUUAUAAUCUUUAUAAAAUACCAAUUAGACAAGGAUACGGACUUACUGAAACGUCCGCGUUAUUAACGAUAUGUGAGAAAGACAACAUUGUCUUAGGUUCUUCUGGAGUUCUUCUUCCAAACAUAGAAGCUAAACUACUAUCAGAUGAUGGGCGGGAAUUAGGAUACAAUGAACCAGGCGAAUUAUGUGUUCGUGGACCAAAUAUAGUGAAAGGAUACCUUAAUAAUAAAGAAGCAACAAAUGCGGCAAUUGAUGGUGAUGGAUUUUUCCAUACUGGAGACAUUGUUGUUAUUGAUCGUCAAGGGAAUUGUUUUAUUGUGGACCGUGUCAAAGAAUUAAUUAAAUUCAAGGGAUUUCAAGUUGCUCCAGCUGAGCUCGAAUCAAUUCUACUAUCACAUCCGGCAGUAUUGGAUGCAGCCGUGAUACCAUAUUUUUCUGAAAAGGAAUUAACUGAAUAUCCAACUGCUUGCGUUGUUCUUAAAGCUAAAUACGAAAAAACUCUCAAGCUGGCAAAAGAAAUACAAAAAUUUGUAGAUGAUAAUGUAUCACCACACAAAAAAUUAAGAGGUGGUGUGUUAUUCACUGAUUCCAUACCAAAGAGCGAUUCAGGCAAAAUUUUGAGAAGAGUUUUAAAGGAGAAAUUAAAAAAGGCGACUUCCAAAAGUCGUAAACCUUUGCCACCAAAGAAGAAUCGUUCAGAUUCAAGAGAUUGGUUUGAGAAAUGGUUAGUAGGGUUUACCGAUGGCGCUGGCUCAUUUGUCCUAAAAAGCGUUGGUUCUCAUUUGACUUUAUCUUUUGAGAUAACGCAAAAUGCUCGAAAUUUAAGAAUUCUUCAUUAUAUACGUCGAGAAAUUGGUUGUG
This is a messenger RNA of Racocetra persica, 1795 nucleotides long. Lineage: Eukaryota; Fungi; Glomeromycota; Glomeromycetes; Diversisporales; Gigasporaceae. The record is from the annotation of a GenBank genome assembly.